AUGGGUCUCACAUUUUCCAAGAUUUUCGAUAAGCUAUGGGGGAAGAAGGAGAUGAGAAUCCUCAUGGUCGGUUUGGACGCUGCUGGAAAGACCACCAUCCUCUACAAGCUGAAACUCGGCGAGAUCGUCACGACCAUCCCCACCAUUGAAGUUGCUGUUGCUGUUGCUGACCAGUGGACUGAAGGCUUCAACGUUGAGACUGUCGAGUACAAGAACAUCCAGUUCACCGUGUGGGACGUCGGUGGACAGGACAAGAUCCGACCUCUGUGGAGACAUUACUUCCAAAACACCCAGGGCAUCAUCUUCGUCGUUGAUAGCAACGAUCGCGAUCGUAUUGUCGAGGCCCGGGAGGAACUCCAGCGCAUGCUGAACGAGGACGAGCUCCGGGAUGCCAUCCUCCUGGUCUUCGCCAACAAGCAGGAUUUGCCUAAUGCCAUGAACGCCGCCGAGAUCACAGACAAGCUUGGUCUUCACAGCUUGAGACAGCGUGCUUGGUACAUCCAAUCAACUUGCGCUACCUCUGGUGACGGUCUGUACGAGGGUCUCGAGUGGCUUGCCAGCACCCUCCGUAAGGCGGGUCAUCAGUAAAUACAUCCACGGGGAUCCUUUUUUUUUGCACCGUCUCCCCUCUCUCCCUCGGUCAAUCAUGGUUCGGUUGUAAUUCGCCAGGUAUCCCUCAUGAGCAAUCGAAUAGUCCAUAACCAUCACACAUCGGGCGGUGGUCUCGCACAGUGAAAACUCCACCCCCCCUUUCAUAUCAGAAGACGAAAAUGGGCUCUUGUUUUUGCACUCUUGGUCACUUUUCGGAAAGACGGGGGGCGCACAGGGUUGGAAUCUUGUACAGUUUGAAAUCCGGGCG
Phialemonium atrogriseum is the source of this 859-nucleotide messenger RNA. RefSeq names its product ADP-ribosylation factor family-domain-containing protein. Lineage: Eukaryota; Fungi; Ascomycota; Sordariomycetes; Cephalothecales; Cephalothecaceae. Gene Ontology annotation, cellular component: plasma membrane; cytoplasm. Gene Ontology annotation, molecular function: GTPase activity; GTP binding. The coding region runs from base 1 to 588 and encodes 195 amino acids. The record is from RefSeq and is a predicted model, not a curated record. The transcript has 4 exons. Gene Ontology annotation, biological process: vesicle-mediated transport; intracellular protein transport.